This is a messenger RNA of Carya illinoinensis, 1129 nucleotides long. RefSeq names its product vacuolar protein sorting-associated protein 25. NCBI's taxonomy places the organism in Eukaryota, Viridiplantae, Streptophyta, Magnoliopsida, Fagales, Juglandaceae. The transcript is spliced from 7 exons. Gene Ontology annotation, molecular function: protein homodimerization activity; structural molecule activity. Gene Ontology annotation, biological process: protein transport to vacuole involved in ubiquitin-dependent protein catabolic process via the multivesicular body sorting pathway. Bases 370 to 909 code for a protein of 179 amino acids. The record is from RefSeq and is a predicted model, not a curated record. Gene Ontology annotation, cellular component: ESCRT II complex.
CUCUUCUCUACGCCGAAGCUCUCCAUCUCCUUUCUCCCUCCCAAUCGCGACUGCAACAAUUUAUUUUUCACUUGCUCUAUUUUCUUUCUCUUCCUCCUCUCUCGUGCCGACAAUUCCAUUUUCUUUCCUUCCAAUUGACGCCUUCCAUUUGCAUCGUCUCCCUUCCAUUUCCUUUCCCUCCAUCUAAUUUUUGUUCAUUUCCAUUUGCGGAGAAAUCUUACCCAGCUUCCAUUCUUCCAUUUGCGUAUCUGGAGUCACAAGGGUAAAUUACACCCAAGAUUUUGCCCUAGACUGCCGAGAUCAACACAGAGGGACACUCGAUGACCGUUGGCUUCACAAGGGUCUCUUCUUGUAGAGGAAGCAAUAGAGAUGCAGAAAUUGGGUGAUUUCAAGCUUCCUCAUUUCUUCAAUUAUCCACCAUAUUUCACUUUGCAGCCAGUAAGGGACACCCGUAAUAAGCAGGUACAACUUUGGAAGGAACUCAUCCUCGAUUAUUGUAGAACACAAAAGAUAUUUGUGGUUGGACUGGAAGAAGAUUUCCCGCUAUUUUCAAAUCCUGUGGUUGAAAGAUCUCUUAGUCAUGAAGCCAGGGAAGCAUUUCUCUCAGCAUUAGUAUCAGAAGGACGUGCAGAAUGGUUGGAUAAAGGACAUAGGAAAUGUCUAAUUCUCUGGCACCGCAUUCAAGAGUGGGCUGACAUUAUUUUAUCCUUUGUAAAAGAUAAUGGGCUAGAGGACAGUGUUAUGACAGUCGAGGAAAUACGUUCAGGGACUGAGUCUCGAGGAACAGAGCUUCAUGGGAUUGACCGUACAAUACUAAUACGAGCUCUGAGACUACUAGAGCAAAAGGGGAAGCUUGCUAUAUUCAAGGGAACUUCAACUGACGAUGAAGGCGUGAAAUUCUCCUUGUAAACCUUUUACUCGUUUCCUUUCAACAGGAUCAGAUGCUAUGGAGGCAAUGCUGCCUGUUACUGCUGGUCUGUUAAGAGUUUAUGAAUGUGACUGACUGUUGGCCAGUUGAGUUCUUUAGUUCAUGUUUUGGCUCUUGUUUUAAGCGGUAGCUCAUGACACGGACACGUUUGUUGUAUUGAAUUUAAGCUUGAAAAGAAUAAAUGACUGAAAUAUUUCUUUC